Molecule: messenger RNA, 5542 nt
Organism: Sipha flava (yellow sugarcane aphid)
Lineage: Eukaryota; Metazoa; Arthropoda; Insecta; Hemiptera; Aphididae
Product: rho-associated protein kinase 2
Exons: 30
Coding region: 949-5100 (1383 amino acids)
Biological process (GO): peptidyl-threonine phosphorylation; embryonic morphogenesis; Rho protein signal transduction
Cellular component (GO): cytoplasm; cytoskeleton
Molecular function (GO): ATP binding; small GTPase binding; Rho-dependent protein serine/threonine kinase activity
Source: RefSeq, a predicted model, not a curated record
UGCGCGUGCGUAAGUCCGUUUGUUGGGCGCAUUCUUUUCUACUCGGCCCGUUCCCUCCUUCGCCCCGUCGCGCCCAUCAGCCGAACCGUUCGCGCUAUCCUUCUCGCACGCCGCGCUCUAUCCCACCGAACCGCUUAGUCAACACUCACUCGCGCUCGUUCCCUCCACCCGUUCGCUCCCACACACGCGUACGGCGCACACCCGGUCGCACGCUCGCUCUCUAUCUUUCUCCCUCGCCCGCGGUUCCACAGGAGUAGGUAACGACGCGUAUGGCCGCACGUUAUCACGGCAUCGUCGUUUCUUAUCACACCGCUUUCGAGUAUUCGUCAGAUCAACACGGUCCGCACUCCGCAGUCCCUUUGGGCGAUUACGAACGCGGUACGUACGUAAUCCGACUAGUGAUCGUCCGUGUACCGUCAACGGUUCGCUCACAUUUUUCCAAUCGACCCCGUCCGUCGAUCCAACCCGGUCGGCGUUUUCGUAAUCCUCGUCGGUGUUUUUAAUUUUUGUUUAUUUUAUUUUUGUUUGUAUUCCAAUCGAUUGUCGACCCCGGUACAGUUGUUUUUGUUGUUGCCGCCGUCGUCAAGUGUCGUUAUCGUUCGCGGGUCUUCCGAUUCGGUUGUGUAGUGCAGGCGUCACGUAUUUCGUGUGUUCGCGGGAUUACCCGAUGACGGACCGCCGCACGCCCCGUCGCAGUUGCUGUUGUUGUCCCCGACUAGGUGUGAGUCUCUACCUCAAAAACCUAACUCGGUGAGAUGCCAUAUAUGGUGCUCGACGAAUUUCGAUUAAGCCUGAAGAAAAAACGUUAUGCGUUCCACAGAGUUUACGUUCCGCACAGCUGACUUUGGCCUUUGAAAACCAUUGUCGUUUCGAACGGUAACCAGUCGAACAACGGCAUAACACGCGGGUUCGCAUUCAUUACAUCAUAGACGCAGUACAAUCAAAGGAAUGAGAGAGAUGGAUAUCGCUAAAGAUGAAGAUAGGAUACGGAGAUUACAAAUUCUUGAGAAAAAAAUGCGGGAUCCGCGAAAUGUUUCAAAUGUGGAUUCUUUAUUGGACACUGUACAAGCAUUAGUUGCAGAUUGUGAAAAUCCUGCAGUUAAACGGAUGAAAAAUGUUGAAGCAUAUAUGAAUAGAUAUGAUAAAUUUGCAUCUGAAAUCUGUCAAUUACGUAUGAAACCUGAUGAUUUUAAUCUUAUUAAAGUUAUUGGACGAGGUGCUUUUGGUGAAGUGCAAUUGGUGCGUCAUAAAUCAAAUCGUAAAGUAUAUGCAAUGAAACUUUUAAGUAAAUUUGAAAUGAUAAAACGAUCAGAUUCUGCAUUUUUCUGGGAAGAACGUGAUAUUAUGGCACAUGCAAAUUCAGAAUGGAUUGUUCAACUCCAUUUUGCUUUUCAAGACCAUAAAUAUUUAUACAUGGUCAUGGAUUAUAUGCCAGGUGGUGAUCUUGUCAACUUAAUGUCCAAUUAUGAUGUUCCUGAGAAGUGGGCAAAAUUUUAUUGUGCUGAAGUAGUGUUAGCAUUAGACGCUAUCCACUCAAUGGGAUUUGUUCAUAGGGAUGUUAAGCCAGAUAAUAUGCUACUAGAUAAAUAUGGUCAUUUAAAAUUAGCUGAUUUUGGAACGUGCAUGAGAAUGGGAUCGGAUGGUAUGGUUAGAUCUGAUACUGCUGUUGGAACACCAGAUUACAUUUCACCUGAAGUGUUGGAAUCUCAAGGAGGAACCGGAACAGGAGAACAUGGGGUUUAUGGAAGGGAAUGUGAUUGGUGGUCUGUUGGAGUUUUUGUUUAUGAGAUGCUCAUUGGAGAUACACCGUUCUAUGCAGAUUCUCUUGUUGGAACAUACAGCAAAAUAAUGGAUCAUAAAAAUUCUCUAAGUUUUCCUUCUGAUAUUGAAAUAUCUCAAAAUUCUAAAUCUUUGAUUUAUGCAUUUCUCACAAAUAGGAAAAAACGUCUUGGAAGAAAUGGAAUCAGUGAAAUAAAAGAACAUCCUUUUUUCCAAAAUGAUCAAUGGACAUUUGAUAAUUUAAGAGAUUGUGUGCCACCUGUUGUUCCUGAAUUAAAUGGCGAUGAUGAUACUAGUAAUUUUGAUGAUGUUGAAAAAGAUGAUGGCCCAGAAGAAAAUUUUCCAGUUCCCAAAGCAUUUGCUGGAAAUCAUUUACCAUUUGUUGGAUUCACUUAUUCUAGAGAUUACCAAUUAUUGGGAAAUGGUUUAUUAAAUGGUGAAUGUUUAUCAGAUACUGUGGAUUGUAAAGAAACUACUCAUAUUGUUGUUCUUAAAAGAGAAUUGGAAAAUGAGCGGAAAGAAUUAACUGUAAUACGUGACCAAAAUAGUAAACUUUUAGUGCAGUUACAAGAUGGAGCUGAUCGAGAAUUACUUUUGAAACAAAAAUCAUCAGCUUUAAACACUUCUAUUGCUAAUCUCCAAAAAGACUUGAAAGAUGCACAACGAAAAGCUGACAAUGAAUGUGAAAUGCGUAGAAAAACUGAAUCUUUGUUACAAGAAUUGAAAAGGAAACUCGAUGAAGAACAAAAUAAAAGAACAAAAGAGAUGAACAAUAACCAACAACAUAAUGAUAAAAUUAAUUCUUUGGAAAAACAAAUGGUUGAGUUGCAUGAAAAAUUAAAAGUUGAAAGCGAUACUUGUACUAAACUUCGUAAGCAAGCUGCAGAGCUAAGUGUUGCUAAAGCAGCUAAUGAACGUAUGACUGUUGAACUACAAACAAUGUUAACUACAUUGCAACUAAACCGUGAUACAUUACACGAAGAAUUAGCAAAUUUACAAGGACAAUUGUCUCAAGAAAAAAGUUCAUUAAGAGAUUUACAAUUGGAAUUAGAAGGUCGGUUGCAAGCUUGCCAAGCUGAUCUUACACGUUCUAAAGUGAGAGAACAAAAAUUAAGUGAAGACAACAGACAACUUGGGGAAAGAACAUCUAUUUUGGAAAAAGAAUGUGCAUCAUUAGUAUUGGAAUUGAAAACGGUUCAAAAUAGAUAUCAACAAGAAGUCAGGGCUCACGAAGAAACUGAAAAAAGUCGUUUAGUUAAUAAUGAACAGGCCAAUCUUGAAAUAGUUAAAGUUAAAAUGGAUUAUAUAUUUAAAGCACUUCAAACUAAGUUAAAUGAAGAAAAGAAUGCCAGACAAAAAGCUGACUCACUUACUCAAGAAAAAGAACGACAAAUUUCAAUGUUAUCGGUUGAUUACCGUCAAAUACAACAAAGACUGCAGAAACUUGAAGGUGAACAUCGCCAAGAAGUAGAAAAAAGUAAAGCUUUACAUGCUCAAAUCGAACAAGAGCUUUCGAAGAAAUCAAAUUUACAAUCUGAAUUGGGUACACAUAUAUCUGAAGCUACUCAAUUACGUGCUAGAGAAGCUCAGUUACUGCGCGAAGUUACUUUAUUGAGAGAAAAUAAACGUGCUAUUGAAGAAGAACUACAUAAGUUGAAAACUGAACACUCUGUUACUGAUUUACAGAUGAAAGAAUUGCAAGACCAAUUAGAAGCAGAGCAAUACUUUUCGACAUUGUACAAAACUCAAGCUGCUGAGCUCCGCGAAGAAGUGGAAGAUAGAGGAAAGGGUGCUGCCGAAUUGGAAGAAGAACGUGGCUCACUUGCUCAUCAAUUACAAAUAGCAUUAGCUAGAGCUGAUAGCGAAGCACUUGCAAGAUCUAUUGCUGAAGAAACAAUAAUUGACUUAGAAAAAGAAAAAUCAUUAAGAGAGCUUGAAUUAAGGGAUAGUCAAAGUCGACAUCGCAAUGACUUGGAUUCAAAAGAAUUUACUCUAAAUAAUUUGAGAGAAGUAGAAAAUGAGUUGAAGAAAAAAAUGGAACAAUUGAUUAAAGACAAUGAAGAGUUAAAGAAUCAAUUGAAUUUAAUUCAAGAAGAGAGCAAAAAGAACUUUAUUGAGGAAUUAGAAAAACUUCGAAAACAACUUAAACAAGAACAGUUGUUAAAAGCACAAGCUGUGAAUAAACUUGCUGAAAUCAUGAAUCGUAAAGAUAAUACUACUAAAGGAAAGAGUAAAGUUUCAUCAGCUGAUUUGCGAAGAAAAGAAAAGGAAUGUCGGAAAUUGCAACAAGAAUUAACUCAAGAACGUGAUAAAUAUAAUCAAGAAGUGACUAAAUGGCAAAAAGAACUUCAAGAACUCCAAUCACAAGUAGUAGAAGAGAAUACAAGUAAAUUAAAACUCCAAAUGGAACUUGAUUCAAAAGAUUCUGAAAUUGAACAACUUCAAGGAAAACUAAUAAACAUGGGAAGUGAAACAGCAUCACUUAGUAGUGCUGACAAUGAUGAUAGUGAUAUUUAUACUCAAGUUUAUAUUAAUACAGAAUCCAGGCUUGAAGGCUGGUUAUCAGUUCCCAACAAACAAAAUAUUAGACGUCAUGGUUGGAAAAAGCAAUAUGUUGUAGUUUCAUCAAAGAAAAUAUUUUUCUAUAACUCUGAGAGCGAUAAACAAAAUACUGAUCCUAUAUUAAUCAUUAAUUUAAAUAAGGUAUUUCAUGUAAGAUCUGUAACCCAAGGUGAUGUUAUUCGUGCAGAUGUUAAAGAUAUACCUCGUAUAUUUCAAUUAUUGUAUGCGGGUGAGGGUGAGGCUAGAAGGCCAAAUGAAUCUGGUCCAGAACAUUUGUCAAGAAGCACAAGUGUUACGAGUACUGUAGACGAAAAGCCUGGUACCAUUACAUUAAAGGGCCACGAAUUUGUUCAGAUAUCGUUUCACAUGCCGACUAAUUGUGAAGUGUGUCCCAAACCAUUGUCAAAUGUAUUUAGACCACCACCGGCCUUAGAAUGUAGAAGCUGCAGAAUCAAAGUACACAAGGAACAUCUUGAACGAAAGGAAGAUGCAAUUGCUCCUUGUAAAUUACAUAAUGAUCCAACAUCUGCUAAAGAGCUGUUAAUAUUAGCACCUAGUAGAGAUGAUCAAAAGUUAUGGGUUCACAGACUGAGUAAAAAAAUUCAAAAGUGUGGAUACAAAGCAAAUACUAAUCCAGAUGGUUCUAAAAUAUCACCAAGGUUGAUUUCACUGGAAUCAACUCGUUCUACAUUAAAACUUUAUCCUGGAAGUUCUGUACAUCAAAGAUCUGCUACAUUGCCGUCGAACAUAUCCAAAUAAAUGAACUGAUGAAUUUUUUAUGCUCAGGGUGGCCAAAAUUUUACAUAGGUUCAAUCAUCAAUCAAGCAGCAAUGAUGUAUAUUUUUAAAGUAAAUGGACUUUGUGAUCCACAAAGUAUUAUGUAAAUAUACAUAUAUGUAAUUUAAACGAAAACAUUUUGUAAAAUCACAGUCAGGUUUACUGAACACCAAUUUGAUUUAUUGUUAUGAAUCAUUGUUAAUGUUAUGUUCCAAAUUAACUGUAUUUAAUUGAUUCGCUUAGGAUAUAAGUGUAAUAUUAUAUUCAAUGUGUUACUCGCAAUGACUGAUUAUGUAUAUAAAAAGCUCUGUAUUUUACGUAUGAUGAUUUUACUAGCCAAAAAAAUUUGUGUUUAGUUUAAACUUCUCAAUUGUACUUAUUCAGAAAUGGAUUAAAAAAAAAAAAUAAUUUAUAAUCACAAAAA